Molecule: messenger RNA, 1967 nt
Organism: Morone saxatilis (striped sea-bass)
Lineage: Eukaryota; Metazoa; Chordata; Actinopteri; Moronidae
Product: histone H1-like
Exons: 1
Coding region: 518-1213 (231 amino acids)
Biological process (GO): nucleosome assembly
Cellular component (GO): nucleosome
Molecular function (GO): structural constituent of chromatin; DNA binding
Source: RefSeq, a predicted model, not a curated record
AUCAGUGUGUUUGCUGCGAGCAGAAUAAGUUGAUUUUAUCCCAAAGCGAUCAUGAGCAGAGGAUUGUUUUUACGUUGAGUGUGUGAACAAAGAUGUGCAGCGACUGGAAAACGUGUUUUGACGGAGCUGCGAUGCUUUUGAAAUGAUUGUGGGAGAGAAAUGAGUGUUAAAAGCCGCCGAGCAGCGCCGCUCAGGACGGUGAAUCUGUGAGGUUUGGAGGCUCCCCAAAGAAAAUGCAGAGAGCAUCAGAGCUGUACAAGAGCUGAAUAUGAAGAGACACAAGUCCGCUAUCGGCUCCCUUCAGCGUCAGCCUCCAGCACUUGUCCCACAUUGAGUUUGGAGCGUUUUAUCGAUGAGGAGAAAACACAAGUGAGCCGGCAUCAGGAGGCAGGGGCCGGGUUGAGUCUCCACGGUUCUCAUGGUGUGUUUAAGUGCAGCCUCCUGCUCCGGACUCUCCAACACUCAGUGUCACUGUCGUAUCGCGCUGAGCAGGAAGACAACACAUUAAGUUGACAGAAUGGCAGAAGUAGCUCCAGCUGCAGCUCCCGCCGCCGCCGCCGCCGCCCCGGCUAAAGCAGCCAAGAAGAAGGUUUCCAAAGCGAAGAAGGCCGGCCCCAGCGUCAGCGAGCUCAUCCUGAAAACUGUGGCCGCAUCCAAGGAGCGCAGCGGCGUGUCUGCGGCCGCCCUCAAGAAGGCUCUGGCUGCCGGAGGCUACGAUGUGGAGAAGAACAAGGCCCGCGUCAAGACCGCCAUCAAGGGCCUGGUGACCAAAGGGACUCUGGUCCAGACCAAGGGGACCGGGGCCUCCGGAUCCUUCAAGAUGAACAAGAAGGCGGCCGAGCCCGCAGCCAAGAAGAAGAAGCCGGCAGCAGCAGCAGCAGCAGCAGCAGCCAAGAAAGCCGCCGCUCCUAAAGCCAAGAAGCCCGCAGGAGCAGCAGCAGGAGCAGGAGCCAAGAAAGCCAAAGCAGCAGCGGCCAAAAAGCCCAAAGCAGCGGCAGCCAAGAAGCCCGCAGCCGCGAAGAAGUCCCCGAAGAAGGCCAAGAAACCCGCGGCGGCGGCGGCCAAGAGCCCCAAGAAAGCCGCGGCCAAGAGCCCCAAGAAGGCCACCAAGAGCCCCAAGAAGGUGGUGAAGAAGGCUCCUGCAGCCAAGAAAGCCCCCGCAAAGAAGGCUGCAAAGCCCAAAGCCAAGAAGGCAGCACCCAAGAAGAAGUGAGCUGUCAGCAGUCUGAAUGUGUCCGACUAAAGGCUCUUUUAAGAGCCACCCACACUCCCCUUAAAGAGCUCACUCCUGCUUAUUAUUCUUACUCUUCUUCUUGUUGUUAUUGUCUCCAGAUGUUAGGAGGUUUUCUAUUAUUGUUACAAUGUAACCUGAUCUGAGGCUGUCUGUCAACACUGCUGAACUGGAUCACCAGAUAAGACACAAAAAGCUCAAAUGUAUCAUAAUGUAUUAUUAACAAAUAUCUGAGGAGAGCCAGUCAGCUAAUUUAUAUUUCUCACUGUUUUAUAUUUGAGCAUUUUUCUUGUACAGUGAUUGUAUGAAACAUAAAAUAUUAGAAUAUAAAAGGACAAAAAAAAAACUAUUCACUUUACUAAAAGUGAGACAAACUAAUCCUUAAUACUGAAAUCUUCACAUUGGGUUAUUUUACAGUAAUCAUUUAUAAUUUAUUGUCCUGUGUAACUUAAAACUCAUAAUAAUUAAUCAGUGUUAGUUAUACCAGAACAAUAAUAACAUUUUAGUGAUUAUAACAAUGACGUGAUAAUCAAACUGACCCUGGAACAUAUUGAACAUUUAACAUGUCUUCAUGUCUAAAACAUCUUUAGGCCGUUUACAUUAAAUAUAAUAUAUAUAUGAUAUAAUGUGGUUUUGUUUACUUAAGUUUCAACCUGUCAAAUCUUUAGAUUAUUUAACGUUGUUACAUUGAAACAGAGAUUUUCUAUUAUUGUUACAAUGUAACCUGAUCUGGAUA